AAAUGAACAUGUGUUUUGGGCCGACUUUAGAAACUUGGUUCUGUGAUAAAUUUGGUUGGUUUGGUAGUUUACUCCGGUUUGUUAAAACCGAAUAUUAAUUACUUUUUUUUUUUAUAUAAUUAUGAUCACUAAUAAAAGACCAUGCACUCUCUAGUUUUAGUGGGAUUGAUCGAAAUUAUUAUGUUCCCUGACUUUAGGGUAAAAGGAAAAACGUACUCCAUCUAAGUGAAAAUUAAUCCACGGCAUGAUAGAAGGAAAAGUAAUUGAAUUUCAAUUAGCUAAUCAUGAUUUAAAUGUUAAAGAAAGGUCAGACGUAUGUAAUAUGGCUUUUAAAAAAAAGUUGGGUGUAGCCAAAAAAAAAGAAAAGAAAUUAUGGGUUGUUGGAAUAUUUAAUUAAAAAAUAGUUUAUGUAAUUUAUCAACCGAAUCAAAUUUUGUCCUCUCUCCAACAACCUUGUGUCAUUAUGUAGAGCAUCAUUGCGUUGUUCCUUUUGCAAUAGCAUGGUCUCGACUUCUCUAUUCGCUUAAAAUUCUUAAUUCUUCCAAAAAGGUUUGUUAAAUAAUGAAUUUCCAAAUUAUAUACAAAAAUUAAAAUAUUUUAAGAAGCACAUAUAUAUAACCGUGAGAUAUUAGCUGGUUUUUGAAAGUAAACUAACAAUCUAAAUACAGUAAAAAGAAGAAAAUUGAUAAAGAAAUGGAUGACCUACCAAUCAAAGCCAUCAUAUAAAAAAGUACAUAUACAUAUUCUAUUACUUUAGCUUCAAGCAUCUCAAUAACACUUCAUUACUACUUGAUCAAGAAAAACAAAAAGAAAACGCAGAAGCUGCUCACAAAACUCUCUAUCAAUGGCUGCUCCAAUCGCUAUAGGAACACGAGGAACUAUCGGAUCGCUUGUACGUAAAGAAAUCGACUACUUCAAAAACUUCACUACAUGUCAUCCUCAGUUUGAUCCACGGAGAGGUAAUUCUGAAGAAAACACCGACACGUUUCAACAAAGAAGAGAACGGUCAUCAUCAAGGCUAAGUUCUUGGUUCUCUAAAACUAAUUGGAGAAAGAAGAAGCGGCAGACUCGUGGUGGCGCUGGCAAGUUUUUGCCGAGUAUGUGCGCGGCGGUGGAGGUUUCCGGUGAGAAUCGAGUUCCGGGUUUCAACUAUAGGAUCUUGAAGAGUGAUCGUGAGAAGGGCUUGCGUGUGUAGAGAGUAGUAAUUAUUUAUGUGGGUAAAGACAAUGAAAUCUUCAUAAACUUUUUUUGUUUUUUUUUUUAAUUUUCAAAUUUAAAUUAUGUGUGAAUGUGUUACAUAUUACAAUGUCAAUGGGCAUAUUUUCGAACU
Arabidopsis lyrata subsp. lyrata is the source of this 1330-nucleotide messenger RNA. RefSeq lists its product as uncharacterized. Lineage: Eukaryota; Viridiplantae; Streptophyta; Magnoliopsida; Brassicales; Brassicaceae. The transcript has a single exon. The coding region runs from base 845 to 1195 and encodes 116 amino acids. The record is from RefSeq and is a predicted model, not a curated record.